Molecule: messenger RNA, 2788 nt
Organism: Suillus subalutaceus
Lineage: Eukaryota; Fungi; Basidiomycota; Agaricomycetes; Boletales; Suillaceae
Exons: 5
Coding region: 74-2788 (904 amino acids)
Source: RefSeq, a predicted model, not a curated record
GUCUCUUACUGCAAGCUCUUGAGUCUUGACGUUUGUCUACAACUUUCUGUAAGUCUUUGCUGCCAACGAGACGAUGACAAUGCGCCAGCUACCUUUACGAGUGCUUUACACAGUCAACAGCUGUCCUCAAUACAUUCUUGCACGGUCCCCAUCUUCUGUGCAGGUUACUCUUUGCCCAUCUCCAUCUGCUGCAAAUGCGCAGUACGGCCUGGCACCACUUAAAGCAUGCUUAAAUGCUAUCUGCAACUCAAGCCCAGAGCUUCUCCUGGAUGAUUCCAGGGACUUUUCUAUAUACGUCCUGGAUCCAUUGGAAUCGCAAACCAUGCCAGCCCCUGUGGACUUUUCCCAAUCGAACGCGGCGUCUGCUUCAGUCUCGCAAGCAGCCCAACCGCGAGGAGUGGCCGUUGCGCUGGGGCUGAUGUCGUGGGCGCUCACAGCCGACGAAUCAGACGGCGUGACAGUUACUGGUACAAUUACAACGCUUGGCACCGGCCUUGAUGCCCUCGAAGUGGUCUUCGCUCUCCGAGAGUGUUAUCAGACUAAACACAUCCAGAAAUCUCACCUCUCCGACGCUCUAAAAUCUUGGAGCCAGCCACCCAAGACGUCGCACCCAAAUAAAUCAUUUACACCUGCCGAACCCACUAACUCCGAAGCCCCACCGUCGUCACAAGAACAAGGGAAACCUCUCACCAGAUCCGCCGAUUUUCCCGAGGUUUACAUCGGACCUCCCAAACGCGGUCGGGGCCGCCCUGAGGGGACGAAGAAGAAGCCCAAGCAAUCGAAAACACAAAAACCUCAUGUAUGGCCAGCAGCACCACCAUUUAUAUGCGCGCCGCUCGUACGACCACAGCAGCAAGAGGUGGAAGCAGCCCCUGCCCAUACACCUACUUCUUUACUUACAUUACUGUCUGCCCUGUCUACUGGGAGAAACAAUACAGCCCUUCUGGCAGCUCUUUCGACGGUAGAUUCGACACCGUCGGGAUCUGAGCCGAGCCCAGCUCUACUAAAUGCACUUAGGGAUUUGCUGGCAGCACAAAGUCAAAAUCAGCAGCAACCGUCCCACGCGCUGCAGCCUGUCUCGCGGAACAAUCAUGAUGACGAUAUUGUUAUACUGGAAAAAGAGCACGUGGAUCCGACUGCGUUCCGACGACGGGUGGAAAGGGAGGACUCGAGCAAUUUAGUCACGACCACUGCGGAUGAGUCGGAAACAACCCCUCUGCGCCAGCGUCGUGCCCACAUUCCAUCUGGCGGAAAAGAGAAUACACAUUCAUCCCCAGUGACUCGCAAGCGCAGGCUCAGUGAUUUCAUGGCGGAACAGGAAAACAAUAAAGCACGAAGGAAACGCACACACGCUCGGCCGGAAUCCAGGCGAACAUCGGGCUCCUUUGAAGUGCCCCAACCAACAAUUCCUCCAGGCCAUCACCGCACCGUUCGCUCAGACUUUGACUCAAGUGUAUCGUCUGAAAUGGCCACCAGCUCUUCGCUUUUCCGUCCAAGGUCAUCUCCUUCCAGGCCGAUGUGCCGCUCUGUAUCCGAAUCCCAGUCCUCCUUCGCCAUACCGCAUUCGACGCAGGCACCUGUAAAGCCCGUCAAGAAUUUCAUCGUACCAGAGUGGGCACGUACGAGUACCGCUACCCUACCCAAGCUCUCGAAGGAGGCUGAAGAACGUAUGGCACUGGUGGAGCAGGAGAAAAAGGAGAAACGCGCUGGACGGCGAUCGCAGAAACCAGGAUGUUGGCAACAAGGUGCCAGAGCACCGACCGACCUGUCUUCGGAGGACGGAUAUAUCUCUAGUACGAUGGUACACGUACCUGCUAAAGAGGCAACCAUGCCGCGUCUGCAGAGUGCUCUUUCACUCUCCUUGCCUGUUUUUGCAUCCAACGUAUCUAUAUCGUCUCCCCUUUCGCCUUCCUCCCCUGUGUCAGAGUCACCUCCGGCACCCAGCACACCUCCGCGCAAGACAUCAGUUUUGCGUGUUACGCCACGAAGCCUUGGACCUGACGCCCAACUCCCAAAUCAUUUUGGGGGUAGCGCUGGAAGGACGCCGCACUUUACCUCCCAUCCCCGCACACCUUCACGUACGGGAAAGAAGCCUGUCUUUUCUCCUAUCCACCUUCGCACACCAUCUAUGAAAAUGUCUCCGCUACGACUCGGACUCAGACCGCGCUCAUCCCUCGAAUGGGCUAACAAGUCAGUCGAGAAGCCCGUCGACCGCGAGGAAGAAGAUAUGCUCGGCAGGGAACUCGACGAUGCGCUUCAGGGGCUAGAUGUUCCAGCGGUCAAGCAGCAGGACACGGCGGACGCCAUCGAAACUGGCGAAGACAACAUAACGUUACCUCUAUCUCCCCUUCCUCCCUCUUCCCCACUCCCGCCUACAAGUCCUUUGCUACUUCCUUCCACAGAGGAUUCCAUGGAAGAAUUUAUCGACAGCGACGCGUUCUUUAGCGACUCGGAUGGAAUACCGGGGGACGCAAGCGAGCUUCCGCCGUCUUCGAUCUCGGAUUGGUUUUCGUCGGAUGAUGAUGGUGGAACGGGCAUGGGCGAGUUGCUGACCUUGGACGAAUCUUCAGGCCUGGAUCUUGAAGGUUCUUUUCCACCGAAUGCGUUCGCUGAUAUGGACUUUACGGAGUUUUGGGAGUCGCUUAAGCCUCUCCUUCAGGCAAGCGCAGGUGGGGAGGGGGAAACAACUGUCAGCACGGACUCUGGAGCCACAAUGAAUGGUGUCGAUGUGGACCCUGGAAAGCUUGCUCAGGAGGUACAGGUGCUUUUUAGUGGGUACCUGAUGUGA